UUCUCCCGAAAUAGAAUCCCUCCGUUUGGUUCCUCCGUUUGGCCUGAACCUCUUUUUUUCCCUUUAUUCAAACCCACUCCCGCCUCCUUUUUAGCCGCGGAUCACUGGUCUCAUCCUCGUUUGCUCCUCUCGUUUAUCGUUCCUUCUCCUCUUUCCCCCCGCUUGCCAAACAACUGUUUUCGCCAUCCUUGUUCCUAUCGGAGUAGAAUAAUCAAUCACCGUUCCCCUCGUUUAACACCCCAAGCAUCCUCUCCCAUCCUCAUCACCCUAUCGCUUUCCAUCAUUGUUACCUCUCCUAGCGUCAGCGCCCAUCCGGGGGAAUCAAGCUAGAACAUGGCCUCCAACGACGACAAUUUGCAGACGGAUAGCCUGAGCCUUGGACACGACAAUGAGCGCUCCCUCUCUACCACUAUUGCACCUUCUCAAGCAUCCAAUGUGCAACCAGUACCCGCUCCCGUCUCGCCCUCAGCACCUGCAGAGAGCUCACAAAUUCUUGACCAUCAUGAAAGUACCCCUCAACAUGAUACAGUGACUGAAACGUCCGAUUCGCAGCCCGUCGCCGGUGGCGAAAGCGCUACCACAACGCAUUCACCAAGUGAUGCGAAUGCUCCCAACCAACCCCCUACUGAGUCGGGAGCCUCGACACUUGAGACGCGCCCUGCAGAGCAGCCAUCGCAAGAGUCUGAUGCAAAGGAAGAAGACAACGGCCCGUCUUUGGUGAUUACAUUGCUCUUGACGUCAGGUUCGCGGCAUCCAUUCAAGAUCGACGGGCAAUAUCUCCGAAAACGGUCGGUGAAUGUUGAAAACUACGAUCCGUUUGCUAUGAGCGUAUAUACACUCAAGGAGUUGAUCUUUAGAGAGUGGCGGCAAGAUUGGGAGCCGCGACCAUCGUCGCCUAGUUACAUUCGGCUGAUCUCGUUUGGUAAAUUGCUUGACGAUAAAGCCCCUCUAUCAGACUCUAAAUUUAACCACGAUGCCCCUAACGUGGUGCAUAUGACGGUCAAGCCUCAGGAGCUUAUCGACGAAGAGGAUGCAAAAGGUGCCAAGGCACAGUACACACGGGAACGCGAAGCCAGUGAACGCAGCCCGGGAUGCCGUUGCAUUAUCCAAUGAAAUCAUUGGAUUGAAUACUUGCACAUACAGCAGAUGAUGGGGGUUGUAUCCUUGCCAGCUCCGACAUAAACUGGACAUCCGGUACUGGCUAUUCUGCUCUGUCGUCCUCUACCCAAAUUAGCAGAGGCCCUGGCCAGUUGGUUUCCUGCUGGGUGCGAUGGGCUCAUAAUGUCGCAUUCCCCGUCCAUCUAUCUUGUCUUGGUUCUGUCCUCUUUUUAUUUGUGAGCGCUUUGGCAUGGCCAUCGCUUCGUG
This is a messenger RNA of Aspergillus alliaceus, 1365 nucleotides long. RefSeq lists its product as uncharacterized. The coding region runs from base 334 to 1113 and encodes 259 amino acids. The record is from RefSeq and is a predicted model, not a curated record. The transcript is spliced from 3 exons. Lineage: Eukaryota; Fungi; Ascomycota; Eurotiomycetes; Eurotiales; Aspergillaceae.